Messenger RNA from Tetrahymena thermophila SB210, 930 nucleotides. RefSeq names its product EMG1/NEP1 methyltransferase. NCBI's taxonomy places the organism in Eukaryota, Ciliophora, Oligohymenophorea, Hymenostomatida, Tetrahymenidae. The record is from RefSeq and is a predicted model, not a curated record. The transcript has a single exon. Gene Ontology annotation, cellular component: small-subunit processome; nucleolus. Gene Ontology annotation, biological process: rRNA base methylation. Gene Ontology annotation, molecular function: rRNA binding; rRNA (pseudouridine) methyltransferase activity.
AUGUCAGGCAGAGAUAGAAAGUUUAACAAUAACAAGAGAAAAUAAAACUUCAAUGAUAUGAAGAAGAAGAAAUAGAAAUAAGUCAAAGAAGAUUAAUACGAUGAAGAAGAAGAAGAAGUAGAAGCUCAAGAUUUAUUACAAGACUAAGACGAAUCUGACAAUGAUGUUGAUUUAAAAAAAGCAACCACUUCUUCUAAGGCUGAAGAAAAAGAUGAAGCUGAAAAAGAAAGUGAAUAAAAAGCCACUGAAGCAGAAGAAGAUAAUGAAGAUUUCUUAACAAAGGAUGAUGUAUAAGAUAAACGUAAAGUCUACGUAAUUCUUGAAAAGUGUCCUUUAGAAACAGCCAAGUUAGGAAAAGAUUUUGUUUUAUUGAAUUCUGAUGAACACAAGGGUUAUAUUUCUAAGAAAUUGAAGAAAGAUUUCUCAACAUACAGACCCGAUAUUGUUCAUCACUCUUUGCUUUCUUUGAUGGACUCUCCUUUAAAUAAAGCUGGCUUAUUGCAAGUUUACAUUCACACUGAAAAUAAUGUUUUAAUAUAUAUUUCUCCUAACACUAAAAUCCCAAGAACUUAUAAGAGAUUUGCAGCUCUUUUCGCAUAAUUGCUCACAAAAUUGAAGGUUAGAGCUGUAUAAAGCAGUGAAACUUUACUUAAAAUCGUUAAAAAUCCUGUUACUCAACAUCUCCCUUCAGAUGCCAUGAAAAUUGGUAUGUCUACCUAAGCCCGUUUAGUAAGUUUUAAGGAAUACAUCGAAAAGUUACCUAAAAACAAGCCCGUAGUUUAUAUUGUUGGUGGUGUUAGCAAAGGUAACCCUGCUAUGGAAGUUGACUAUGCUGAUGAGCACAUCUGUAUUUCAAAAUACGGUCUUUCAGCCGGUUACUGCAUAUCCAGAAUGAUGAACUGCUAUGAAUAGAUGUGGAAUAUCAAUUGA